GUGGCGUCGGGCCCGGGGCCGAGCUGGGGGUGGGGGCUCGGAGGCCGAGCGCCCGCGGCUGUGGGCAAGCGUCCGUGCGGCCUGGUCCCGGCCAUGUCCGCGUGAGGACGCCGCCUCCGCCGCCCCCAUCCCAGCCUCGGCCCGGCCCGCCGCGCACCAUGGGCUCCAUCCUGAGCCGUCGCAUCGCGGGUGUGGAGGACAUCGACAUCCAGGCGAACUCGGCCUAUCGCUACCCCCCGAAGUCCGGAAACUACUUUGCUUCGCACUUUUUCAUGGGAGGUGAGAAAUUCGACACCCCCCACCCUGAAGGUUACCUCUUUGGAGAGAACAUGGAUCUGAACUUCCUGGGCAAUCGCCCAGUCCAGUUUCCUUACGUCACCCCCGCGCCCCAUGAGCCGGUGAAGACGCUGAGGAGCCUGGUGAACAUCCGCAAAGACUCCCUCCGGCUCGUGCGGUACAAGGACGGUGCUGACAGCCCUACGGAGGAUGGCGAGAAGCCCCGAGUCCUCUACAGCCUGGAAUUCACCUUCGAUGCAGACGCCCGGGUGGCCAUCACAAUCUAUUGCCAGGCAGUGGAGGAGUUCCUCAAUGGGACAGCUGCGUACAGCCCCAAGAGCCCGGCCCUACAGUCUGAGACCGUCCACUACAAGCGGGGGGUGAGCCAGCAGUUCUCCCUGCCUUCCUUCAAGAUCGACUUCUCCGAGUGGAAGGAUGACGAGCUGAACUUUGACCUGGACCGGGGCGUGUUUCCAGUGGUUGUCCAGGCCGUGGUGGAUGAGGGGGACGUUGUGGAAGUGACCGGCCACGCCCAUGUGCUCUUGGCUGCCUUUGAAAAGCACGUCGACGGCAGCUUCUCUGUGAAGCCUUUAAAGCAGAAGCAAAUCGUGGACCGGGUCAGCUACUUGCUGCAGGAGAUCUAUGGCAUCGAGAACAAGAACAACCAGGAGACGAAGCCCUCAGACGAGGAGAACAGCGACAACAGCAGCGAGUGUGUGGUGUGCCUGUCGGACCUGCGGGACACGCUGAUCCUGCCCUGCCGCCACCUGUGCCUCUGCAACUCGUGCGCCGACACGCUGCGCUACCAGGCCAGCAACUGCCCCAUCUGCCGGCUGCCUUUCCGGGCCCUUCUGCAGAUCCGGGCAGUGAGGAAGAAGCCAGGAGCACUGUCCCCCAUCUCCUUCAGCCCCGUUUUGGCCCAGAACAUGGACCACGAUGAGCAUUCUUGUCCCUUUAAAAAAUCAAAGUCGCACCCUGCCUCACUGGCCAGCAAGAAACCUAAAAGGGAAACAAGCUCUGACAGCAUCCCACCUGGCUAUGAGCCCAUCUCCCUGCUCGAGGCACUCAACGGGCUUCGAGCCAUCUCCCCGGCCAUCCCCUCGGCCCCCCUAUAUGAAGAGAUCACUUACUCUGGCGUCUCUGAUGGCCUGUCCCAAGCCACUUGUCCACUUGCUGGGAUCGAUCGGAUCAUGGAAAGCAGCCUCCCGAAGGGCAAGCUGAGGAGCAAAUCCCCCGACAGCACCCUGCGGUCCCCCUCAUCCCCCAUCCACGAAGAGGACGACUCGGAGGCCCCACCCCCGCCAAGCGGGGCGGGGAUGGCACUGAGCAGCUCCCCCGAGAGCUUCAUAACUGAGGAGGUUGAUGAGACUUCAUCACUAAAGCAAGGGAGCCGAGUGCCGUCUAUCGAAAACGUCCUCCAGGACGGCAGCCCCGAGCCCUGCCGAGGCCAGCCUGGCGCACCUGCCGACAUCUACCUGCCAGCCCUGGGGCCCGGCUCCUGCUCUGGUGGUUUAGAGGAGUAACCUGGAUGGUCCACCUCCAUGGAGACGCCCUGCAGCCUCCACACCACCGGGCCCCCCCGGCUUCCACUUGCUGGCCCCAGUCCCAACCCUGGGGCCACUGAGCUGACCCCACUCUGAGAGCCCAGCCAGGCUGGCAGCAUGGAGCCCUCAGCUCCCCAGACUUUGCCGAGGGGCUGCCCGGACUCCAUCGUGACCCCGGCCUCUCCAGUCUGCACGCCUUGCGUGGUCACUGGCUCCGAGGGGCCGUGUGACCCUUGAUUGAAGAGCACAGUUGACUGUCCCCCCUGACAACCCCCUUUUUCUACAGUCAAAGUAUUUGUAAAUGGUACAAGAUGAAGGAUGGUGGCUUUCUGUCCCAGGCGCUGAGCUCUGGGUUCCCCCAAGACGUCCUGUGGGCUGAUCGCUCACCUGCAGCCUGGAUGGGCCCCACCAGCCUCCAAGCCUGUAGGGCCCUGUCGACACCCAAGAACUCAGCAAACCAUAGAGAAUUUCGUGGCAGACGAAAUACAGUCUUCACAGGAAACGUCACGGGGGCCUUAUGGGAGGAAAGGAAGUGGGAGCUGAGUCUCAGUCAAUGAAGGAAACAGUGCCUGUCCCCUCCCCAUGUGCGUGUACCCUCCCCACUCCCCACACGGCCCCCCGGAUGGCCAGGCAGCCAAGCCAGGCCUGGGUCUGGCUCUUGGCAGCGGUUGUGUCCAGGAGCCCUUCUCCGAGCCCCAUCCACUCGGCCUGUAGUGCCACUGCCCACCUGUCCCGGGAGGGCCUGGGCGGCUUCUCCACUCUGUGUUUGCCAUGGAGAUGCCACUUAGAGUUUCUCUUUGAUUUGUUCUGUCUGGGGCUCCUGUGGUGGGACCUGCCUGGGGGAUGAGGGUCCCAUCUGAGGUGACCUCGUCUUUUUUUGAAGAUAAACUUUCUGGGUAACAGAAAGGCAGAGGGGACACUUGGCCUUGGUGCCCCCGGGCAAGAGCUGCCCCAGCAGGACCUGGAGCCCAGUGGAUGGGUCUGCAGCUCCCGGGCACACUUUCCUGGCAGGUGGGAGAGGGUCCCGCUUCCUGAGGAUCUGCCCUGGGAAGGACGGUUCUGGGGCGGCUGGCAGCACAGCCUCAGGCUCUGCUGAGCGGGGCACUCUGGGAUGGACGCCUCACUUUCUCUCCGGUUGAGCCUGUGAGCAGAGGCCACACUCGGGGCAGCCUGCCCCGGCCCCUUGGCUCCCUGCCUCCCCUUGCCUCCCGCCCACCGUGUGCUCAUUGGUGCACGCAUGCCGACGCGCACACGCCCGUGUGCACCUGCGCGCACACAGGCUAGUGGCCGUGUCCCUCUGCUCACCCCCUCCUCACGGCUAGCACCCCGGCUUCUCGCCAUCGGUGUUGGUGCCAGUAACUCUGAAGGAUGGGGUGCACUGGCCUGUCUUGGACUUACAUGUGCUAUCAUUUGAUGUACUCUGAUUGGCUAGGUUUGUUCGUUUUUACUGUGUAUUUAUAGUAAUAAAAUCAUGCAGCAAUA
Molecule: messenger RNA, 3302 nt
Organism: Hippopotamus amphibius kiboko
Lineage: Eukaryota; Metazoa; Chordata; Mammalia; Artiodactyla; Hippopotamidae
Gene: MGRN1
Product: mahogunin ring finger 1
Exons: 18
Coding region: 159-1799 (546 amino acids)
Biological process (GO): protein ubiquitination; negative regulation of G protein-coupled receptor signaling pathway; endosome to lysosome transport
Cellular component (GO): plasma membrane; cytoplasm; nucleus
Molecular function (GO): ubiquitin protein ligase activity
Source: RefSeq, a predicted model, not a curated record